AUGCGAACAUUCAUACUAUUAUUGUGUUUUCUUAAAGCUUCCUUCACCGGACGUCUACAAAUUAUUCUGCCAAACAACCUUCCUCCCGAUUCAGAAAGUUCUUCACUUGAUUCUGUUUCUCUGCUUGAACUCAACAAACAUAUUCUUGGAGUAGAGAGCAGUGCUCGUGGUAAUCGGCCGCUCGCCAACGAGGAUUUGUUCGAGAAACCUAAAGCAUUGAUCAUCAUUAGUAUCACUGGUUUGGAUAAUUUCAAUUAUGAUGGUCGCGUCUAUAAUUUCACUGAUGAGUUUGAUUCCCAACAAAUUCAUGAGAGUUUAAAACGAAACUUCGGAGAAGAAAUGAUUCAUGCCAAUGUCAAUUCUUCCGGAAUCUUCGGCUCUUCACAUUUCAAGCGAAACACAGUGAUGGAUGAACAAAGUCUAGAAAACCAAGAUAUCGAUAAUAUGAACAAGCUGGCUGAAGUUAUUCGAGGAAAGGAUCGGAAAAAUGCCAACGUCGUUGACUAUUAUCGCAUUCAUCUAGAUGCCUCCAAUGCCCGUAAUGAAAAAGAAAAAGAACGGCUGGAACAAAAAAUGAAGUACGGAAUUGACUCACUACAAAAAGCCAUUGACCAGAGUUACGGCUUAAAUGUUAUAACUGAAAUUUAUACACACGACAAAACCACCAAAACAGAGUCGGACAAACUUAAAGAAAUUUGGAAAAAAUUCCAGAUUACUGGUUUCAGAAAUACAGAAUACCCAGCAAUAUUCGCCAUCUCUGCGCUGGUUUGUUUCUGCAUUCUUUUCGGAGUUGUAGCAAUGCUCUGGUUCAUGUUCGAUGAAAGUGAUAUGGGAAGAAACUCCUUGAUGUACCCAUCGGCUGCGAGACAGAAGAAAGAUUGA
Messenger RNA from Caenorhabditis remanei, 882 nucleotides. RefSeq lists its product as uncharacterized. Bases 1 to 882 code for a protein of 293 amino acids. Gene Ontology annotation, molecular function: signaling receptor activity. Gene Ontology annotation, cellular component: external side of plasma membrane; membrane. Lineage: Eukaryota; Metazoa; Nematoda; Chromadorea; Rhabditida; Rhabditidae. Gene Ontology annotation, biological process: positive regulation of Wnt signaling pathway. The record is from RefSeq and is a predicted model, not a curated record. The transcript has 4 exons.